This is a messenger RNA of Enterobius vermicularis (human pinworm), 1026 nucleotides long. The record is from the annotation of a GenBank genome assembly. Lineage: Eukaryota; Metazoa; Nematoda; Chromadorea; Rhabditida; Oxyuridae.
AUGUACUUGCAGAUAAUCGAUCACUUAGCCAAAUUGAAAAAAUUUGUUCAGCUUUGCUUAGGUGUACUAAAAGUUGGUGGUACAGCGUUUAUCAGAGAAGAUUUAAGUAAGUUCAAUUUGCAUCGAGAUUUUUUCUGUUUUUUUUUUUUUUGCAUUUGUCUUGCUAAACAAAAUUUUAUGGAUCUUUACUGGGUUCUAAAAAAACGAGAAUACGUUAAAAAAAAUGAUGCAGAAAUAAUAACUUUCCGCGAUUUUCUGGACAAAACUCAAUACACAAAUACUGGUAUUUUUGCUUAUGAGUGGAUAUUUGGUGAUAACUUUAUUAGUCCAGGUGGAGCCAAAGAAAACUUAGCCAUUUUGAAACAGCUUGGAAAAUUGAAAGCCGGGCAAUCUAUGUUAGACAUUGGAGUUGGUAUUGGUGGAGGUGCUCGACAAGCAGCAUCUGAGUUUGGUUUGCAUGUCCUUGGUCUUGACUUAAGUUCAAAUAUGCUGUCUGUAGCUAUGGAUAGGUUGCAAAAAGAUAAAGAUACACGAGUCAGGUACAGCCUUGCAAAUGUAAUGGAAUGCGAAUAUGCUCCCGAAACCUUUGAUAUUGUGUAUAGCCGUGACUGCCUCCAACAUAACGAUGAUAUGCCUUCUUUAAUGAAAAAAAUCUACAGAUGGCUGAAACCUGGUGGGCGAGUAUUAAUAACGAUGUAUGGAAAAGGACAUGGUGAACUGAGCACUAAAUUUCAAAAUUAUGUUCAACAGCGACAUUAUUAUUUGAAGACUCUUGAACAGAUGAUUACGGCACUUAAAGAUGCUAAAUUUGCGAAUGUUGAAGGCAAAAAUAUAACCCCACGAUUUGAACAGAUUCUUACACAAGAACUAAAAAAUGCUGUUGAGAAUAAGGAAGAGUUUCUGAAGAGAUUCAGCGAAAAAAAAUAUGCAGAUCUGAUUGAGGGGUGGAACGAUAAGUUGGGUUAUAUUGCUGAUGAUAAUCAUAACUGGAUUUGGCUUUUUGCUGUUAAACCAAUGCACAGUUGA